Pungitius pungitius (ninespine stickleback) is the source of this 8025-nucleotide messenger RNA. RefSeq names its product phosphatidylinositol 3-kinase regulatory subunit gamma-like. The coding region runs from base 1042 to 2691 and encodes 549 amino acids. Gene Ontology annotation, biological process: phosphatidylinositol phosphate biosynthetic process; insulin receptor signaling pathway. NCBI's taxonomy places the organism in Eukaryota, Metazoa, Chordata, Actinopteri, Perciformes, Gasterosteidae. The record is from RefSeq and is a predicted model, not a curated record. Gene Ontology annotation, cellular component: phosphatidylinositol 3-kinase complex. The transcript is spliced from 12 exons. Gene Ontology annotation, molecular function: 1-phosphatidylinositol-3-kinase regulator activity.
UGUUCAUGCUUCUGUCCCCCCACUGUGCAUUCACACUGUGCUUUCAAACUGUGAAAAAGAGUUACAGUGCGAAGAGUAGAGCUGUUUUUACCUUUGCCUUUCAUUUACCUGCACAAGAUCUAAAACCUACAUGCUUUUUGCAGGUUAUGCUUUUAUAUUAUUGCAGUUUUUUUAUACUGCAUCACACAUUUUUUUGUGUGCAUUGCAUGCAAAAGUAAACUCUAAGUGUCAUGGAAAAGGCUUGAUUUUCACGAAGACACGAGGAGCAUCGUGACGAGGAGAGGAAAUACCCAGAGGAACAGCACAGUGGGAAAAUGUGACACUCGGAGGGGAUGGACAACAACGAAGUGGAGAGGAUCUUAAAAAGAUGGAGGAAACAGGAGAGAGGCGGUACGGGUUGGGAGGAGAGGGGGGGUAGAGGGACAUUGGAUGGCGUGAGGACCGAGGCCGGUGGUUGGUUUGAUCUGAGCCACGUGUGCGUCCUGCUACGUCUCUUCGACCCUUCAUGGAUGUCGAUGAAACGUCGGCUUCCCCCGCUGCCCGGUCCCUUCUGUCUUGGCCCAGGUAGGUUUUCUGACAUGAGAUGAUGCGUAAGAAUGAAAUCAGACGGCCGUGCCUCGGUCUGUUACUCACUACUGGGUUUACAGCUCAAUAACUAGUGUCAAAGUGCCUUUGAAGCAGGCGGUCAGCUGUUCACGAACAAACCGUGGUUGUUCUGGGUAGCUCCAAGAUUAUGAAUCCCUUUAAGCGAAUGACUGUGAAGCAGAACAGAGAAAACGGCCACUGAGUACAUUCAAGGGAAAACACAAUGACGCAACGUCAUCGCUCUGCUCUGUGAUGAAGUUCAACCGGGGAUUCAGGCUGAGGAAAAUGCUCCACCUCCACAACACGGGGCAGCCUUGAACUCUGCUGCGCCACUCUCUCUCCUCAGCCAUGAUUGUACCUCCAAGCUGAUAGUAUGUGAUCAACAGCACCCAACAAUCCCACAGCUUCUCCAACUCAAUAAAGCCCAGCUGGAAUAUUCGGUCCGCGUUGCAAAAAAUGGCAGAAGCGGGUUUCCACCUCAGAGCGCUAGACAGUGCAGAGGACGAUGAGCUCCAGCAAGAUGACCUCCCCACGUCGUCACUAGCAUCCCUCCAUCUCAGGGACCGAGCUGCGGGCAUCGACCAGAGCGCCAACCAUACGGGGGAUAAUCCUGGGCCUCAUUCUGUAUUUUCUGUAAUGUCAUCACUGCUCAACCAAUCACAACAGCAAGCAGACAUAUCCGUUGCUACCAGGCCUGAGCCUUCACCAGCAGUUGCAGAGUUCUCGGAGCCCGAGGAGGACCAGAACGACGGCGAGGCUCGCUCUCGCACCCUGACAGCGCUCCCGCAGGACUCUUCCUCCCCCGUCGAUCACGAUGAGGUGUCUGAUGCACUAAGAGCCGACAUUGUCGAGGAGGGAGAACUUCAACCUAAGACCAAUGCAAUGGCAGCAUGCGACUGCAGCUCUGAUGACAACCAUCUGUCGGAUGCUGAGUGGUACUGGGGCAAUACCUCCAGAGAGGAAGUAAACGAGAUGAUGAGAAACACUCCUGAUGGCACGUUCCUGGUCCGUGAUGCCUCCAGUAAGGUUAAGGGGGAAUACACUCUGACUCUUAGGAAAGAUGGCUACAACAGACUGAUAAAGAUCUUCCAUCGUGGGGGGAGGUACGGCUUUUCUGAGCCAGUGGGUUUUCCCUCUGUGGUGAACCUGAUCCAGUAUUACCAGAAUAAAUCUCUGGCCCAGUACAACUCAAAACUGGACACAAAGCUACUCUAUCCCAUAACCAGAUACCAGCAGCAGCAGAUCGCGGUUGACGUUGACAUUGAUGCAGUUGGAGAGCAGCUGAGGAUAUUUCAGGAUCAAUACAAAGAGAAGAGCAAAGAGUACGAUCGUCUGUUUGAGAAGUUUAACCAAACCUCUCAGGAGCUGCAGAGCAAGCGGACCGCCAUUGAGGCUUUCAGUGAAAUCAUUCGGAUCUUUGAGGAGGAGUGUGAAACACAAGAACGUUACAGCAAAGAAUACAUCGACAUGUUCAUGACAUUAGACAGCAUCACGCAGACAGACAAGAUUCAAAACAAUUCCGAUGAGCUUCAGUUCAGGGUGGAGGAGAUCCACAACAGCAAAAAGAAGUUGGAGGAGGAGCUGAGGAGGAAGGCGGUGGCUCACAUGGAGGUUGACCAGAAAAUGGACAGCCUGAAGCCCGACCUGGUGCAGCUCAGGAAGAUCCGAGAUCAAUACCUUCUGUGGCUCACUCAGCAAGGCACUAGACAGAGUCAGAUAAACGAUUGGCUGGGUAUCAAGAACGAAGAAGAAGACCCUUACACUCUGGCAGAAGAUCCCGACCAGGAUGAAAGAAGGUGGUAUGUUGGUGGUAUGAGGCGUAGGGAGGCAGAAGAGCUGCUGAGAGGGCGGAAGGACGGGACCUUCCUAAUCAGAGACAGCCAGACUCAGAGAGGCUCCUUUGCCUGCUCUGUUGUUGUGGAUGGCGAUGUGAAGCAUUGUGUGAUCCACAGAACAUCCACAGGGUACGGCUUCGCUGAGCCCUUCAACCAGUACCCAUCGCUAAGAGAGCUUGUCCUGCACUAUCGACACACAUCGCUGAUCCAACACAACCAGCAGCUGAAUGUAACCCUGGCCUGGCCUGCUCUCAGCCAGCAGCCCAGCUGAGACGCACCAGCACGACGCCGCUCCCCCACAGCUUUACUGUUUCCACCCCGGAUGCACCAACAUGGACACAGUUGCCAGGCUAACAAAGUACCGGUUUGUGUUGUCACCCCUUCGUCAUCAGAAACGUUUUGAGUGCUUACCAACACUGGAUCGAUGUCACAGCAAAACAAAAAAAAACUAUUACCCAACAACAGUCACUCAAAAACUACGCUAAGUCACCCAGGGCAGAUAUUGAACAGCAUCUCAAUGAAGCUGGUUGGUUGAUCAGUUGUCACCUUAAACAGAAAUGGUCGCCUCUCGACUGCAGCUCUGUGCUCUGCUAGCCAGUUUAUUUUUCUGAAGCUAUUAUUGCUAAUACUAGAAAUCCCAUUUGCUCAACAUCUGCUUGGAAAAAAAAACACAUUAAGUACUUAGCUGAAUUUGUCAUUGAACUACAUACUGAAGAAGUACUGGAAUACUGCCUCCACCUGAUCACAGUACUGGUCCCAGCCAGAUUCCCAAACUGAUGAUGGUGCUAAAGUAGAAGUAUACAAGUUAAAGACUCUUAACUGCACAGUGGUUUAUAAUGGCAUUAAAAGGGUACCACAGGAGAAUACUGAUACUUAACUCCUUUCUAUGAGCACAAUAACCAACAUUUUGGCUUGCUACUUUCAAGUAUAAAUGGUUUUUCAUAGUGGAGAGAAAUUGGCUGAAUUUAUCCACAAAUUCAUACAUCAAAUAUAUAUAUUUAUUUAUUUAUUUAUUUAUUUUCUGAAAGUAAAGCACAAGAAAUCAUAAAUACUUGAAAAGGCAAAUAUUAAGUUUCGCAUAUAGAAUGGAGGUGAUGGUGUGAGCCAUCCUCCCUCCACAGUGGAUAUAUCUUAAAUACGUGUAGUCAGCGCGGUUGCAGUGUUUAAGGUGCUUCUAGGUAACUAAGCUCAGGAUGGGACUCACAUUUGCACUGUGGUUAGUGCACUAUAGAGACUGAGGUGACACACAAGCACUUUAUCUAAACAAGACAACCAGAACACAUAUAAGCACAGAAAUGAGAGUUGGAGGUUUGUGAGACACUCAUUUCACAUAUUGAUGUUGCUGGUUGAAAAAAAUGUUUUUAUGUGGAAUAUAAGUUAUUUUCUUAUUGCCACCUUCAUUCUGCACUUUCCCACAGUUUUCUCCUGUCAUUAAAAUAGGGAAUAGCCUCUGUGGUAUAUUUUACUUUAUAUCCCCUAUGCGUACAAGGUUUUAGAGUUAUUAUAGAAAUCAAUCGGCAGAUGAAGAUUUAUGUUGUUAUAAAAAUGAGACAAUCAAGCUUAAAUUGUUGUAAUCUGUAAAUGUGUUUGUUUAUUACGUUACGGUGAUGGUUAUAACGUAUAGGCGGGUAUUAACUGUGAACCAGCAGACAUGAGGCACAGGACAUUAGCUAAAGAAUUUCUUUGAAUGAUGUACUUGCCCAUUUUUGAAUAACAACCAAAUAAGCAGUUGCUACUGCUUCCUAUUAACAGUUGAUUAAUCAGACAGCUGUAUUUAAAGUUCUAUAUUUUUUCCAAGGAUUCAGCUGGAGCUAACCAGGAGCUUUGAUACGUUUCUGGGUGUGGUGGAGGUCUUUUAGAAAAUUGGGUUGGAAAGUGCCCUUAAAUGUUCCUGUUGCAGCCAGCAUGAUUUAUUUAGUCUUACUCUCAGGCCAGAUGUUUUGUCCCCUACAGGAGUAUGAUGUUGGGUGCAAAUCGCAAUGCUCUAAAGACCCGUGUCAAGCUGGACACAGAGCUACAAUAGCACAAAUACCCAAAUACUCGUAUACUACAAUCAGUAUGCUAGAAUAAAAUAUGAGGAAAUUAUAAUAUUUAAUGUGUUGUUAUAUAACGGUUGGAAGACAGCAGCAGAACAAACCUAUAGACCUAAAUGUGGGUUGUUCACAUUUACGGCCUAUUCUGGUCCUGCAGCCCUCGGGUUAGGAAACAGGGACUCUUUUGAACGUGCAUGUGUGUGUGUGUGGCUGUAAUGGGAAAAACUAUUUUUAUAAGCAAAAAUAUGACAUUGUUAGUUUUGGCUACCCAUUAAUGUAUUUUUUCCUGUUUAAUGGGUUACUUUGAAUUCUCUCUCUCUCUCUCUCUCUCUCUCUCUCUCUCUCUCUCUCUCUCUCUCUGUCUUUCUGUCUCUCUCUCUCUCUCUCAACUGAGUGGUCACAAGUUGAAGUUCCCUCAGCUUUCAGUUUUCUCCAAUUCCUGUUGAAUGGCACUUAGAAAGGUGUAAAUGUUGGAUUUUUUGCAUUGCAUUGGAAUGGUACGCAUUUAAGACUUAUAAUGUGGAGAUAAUGGCAGGGCACUGUUUUAAAUAUUGGUUCUGUUAUGAACGACAUGUUUUGUUACCUUUUCUUAGCUGUUGUUUUUUUUUGGCUUCGUCUCCAUCAUUGGUGCUAAGCACUCAUUGCUGUAGUUUUUUCUUAAAUGCACUUCCAUCAUACAGGAUGAGUGAAUAUCGAAGCAAAUGAAAAGCGCUUGUGUUGGGUUUGGUCCGUUAUACUUGUGAACGCACAAACCUGCGAUAUAGUGUUGCAGUGUUUGUAUCACACAGGUUGUGAAAAAGCCAGUGCGAGCCGCACUUUCAACUUGUUUAGUUACUCUGUGGAGCAAAGAAGCCCAUUUUGAAAAGCCGGUCAGCUUUUGAUGUUGUUUUGUAGUACUUUGUAGUGCUUAUGGGCAGCGUUAGCAUUCUCCCAUGUAGAAACAAAGGCUGAGGUCAAACAGUCCGAGACAACCGCGGUUAAUAAGAGAAUCUGACACUUAGAUUAGGCGACGUUGAUGGGUUCCUGCCUUUGGUCUGACACGCUCAGACCACAAUGAUGUGAAGAUGGAAUACAAAAAGAUUAUAUGUUACAAGUCAUAGAAGUGAAGUAAAAACGUAUUUUACCCUGCUGUACACUCAUAUGUAUCAACAGGAAACCCAAUUAAUAGGAUCAUAUGAAAACGCCUCGUCAGUCACGGUGAUCGUCUGUCGCCAAAUGACAAAUAGUCCUUCACUUAAAGACAAUGAAUAGUGGGACAACAUGAUUUCCUUUCCCUUUGAGGUCCAGUCUACCCUUUGUGAAAGGUGAUAAGAAUUAAUGCAUUUAGGAACAUUUGCUUAACAUUUAGAGAAUUUAACCAGGUCAUUUCACUCAAAUGAAAAACCUUUUAAAGACUAUUAGACCACAGCCUAAGACUACGUAACAGUCUUCAAUAAAAGUCCCAAAAUCUACAAUCAUCAGACUGUUGAGAAUGAAUCAACAUGAAUCCUUUUACAUUAAAGUAACAUUACAUGUCAUUUAGCUGAUGCUUUUGUCCAAAGCCCAACUGGACAUUCAUUAAAAUGUCAUAUGUUUUGUUGUUAUUUACAGUAAACAUGGAUGGAUGCACAUAAACGACUGUUAUUACGCAAGGCAUGUCGCAUGCACAUGUGGCAUGUGGAAUCUGUUCCUUGUCAUUUAGGACACGUCAUAUUUUAUUUUAUUUUUUUUGCACACUCAAUAGAUUGAUAAAGUGCUUAAUUGAAGUUUGUCACUUCGAAUUGAAAUUUUUUUUAAUAUUGUGAAAUAUAAUUAAAGAAAAGAAACUGAAUAUAUCAUUGUAGCAAAAAUACAGAAAAGGUGUACGGUUUGUAUGUGCACAAAAAACAAAAUGGACAACAGCAGUUCUUUGUGGUGUUUAGAUUUAAAGCAGUGUUUGCACACAAGUGUCUCCUGCUUGUUGGAGACACUAUGACUGUCUUCAUCUACAUCCACCCUGUUGCUCAAGCAGGUGGUGGUGCUAAAUAUAGACAAGUUGCUGAUGAGAUUGACAUGUUGUUGCACUGAUAAAAUACUGAUAUGAGUUUACAAAAAAAUCUCUUUAAUGCGUUGUCCACUAAAUAGCAAUGUUGUUUGUAGAUGCAAACGUUUCUCUCUCGUAACUGUUUCACUUCGUAGCUUAAACAUUUUAUCAUUGUGUGAAAAAAAUGAAUACAGAAAUAAUGAAAAAAUAUUACAAAAAGAGAGAAUAGUUGGUUUCUCAUAUCACAAAAUGUGUCAUGAUGUGCUUUCAGCUGCAAUCACAGUAGUGAAGUUUUGUCCAACAAAUGACUCAUAACCUACUGUUACUUUAUGCUCUAACAUCCAUUACCCGCAUAGAUUUGCUGUUGUGCACAGAAUUAUACAUCAUAAAGAAUAAUGUUAUGUUAAUGAAUUAAAGCUUUGUAACAAAACAAAAAUAUAAUAAUCAUAUAAAUAUAUUAUGACAGUCUGUCAACAAGCGAGACUUUGUAAAAUCUGGAUUUCUUCUUCUCGAGAAACCUUGUGAAGAUUUACUGUAUUUUGCGCUAAAUACAAUCAAUUUGUGAGUGGUGUUGUAAGAUCGAGAUGGUUUCAGCUGUAAUAAUGCUGGCUUUAAAUGUGUUUGCUUUUUUUCACACUUGUUCCAUGUAAGGAAUGAAGGUCAUAUUGGAUGUGAUUUUUAAUCAACACCAAUUUCCAGCUACAAGGCAGGAAGUCGUGUGUCACCUGGGCACAGGAGCAGAGGGUGCUGUGUGAGAGCUGGAAUAGUGGCUGAGCAUGUCAAAUGUUUGAUUCUGAUACAGGCGACUGGGGCCGGCUAAUAAAGUGAAUACAGGUACGAGUGUCUGCAGAGCGCGUCGAGGUCGGGGUCGUGUGUGAUGCACAGGUGGUUAUUCAGACGUGUCUGUGUUUUGGCUUAUGGAGCUGAGUGAGGGAACUAGUCAUGUGCAGAAGGAACUGUGUCAGAGCUACUGGAUGGUUUAAGCGUUUAGUCAAUGGUUUAGUAAGUACGGGUGAGGCUGUGUUUAAUGAGGAUCUGCUAGGGUUAUGCAAGGCUCCAGAGGAAGGAGGUUGUUCAGUAGGUGAUAUUUGCUUUCACACAGUGCUCUGCUCCAUCAACUAAUCAAACCAGGACAUUUUAGGAGAUAGGAUUGUUUUCCAGGAUCAUUCUUUAUGGGAGUUUUAAAUGUUAAAUCUAGGGAUUUGAUGUAAUUAGUUUUGUUUCAUUUUGGCUGUGCUUAUGAUCAAAUACCUCGACCUUGUCUCUUAAUCACAUUCAACAUAGUACUUGAUGUUUCUGUAACUCUGACUUCAAUUUUUUCCCCAUUGUGGCGUGUGUUUUGUUUUAAUUUUACUUUGGGAAGGUGUAACUGCUUAUUUAAUGUAUUAAUUGUGAACUUACAUUCAGUUAUUUUUAAAUAGCCUGUGUUUCAUUCAGAAGAUAUAUCUGAAAAAAAGAUGGUUUCAAACAUUUUUGUUGGUGUAAAACCUGACUUUACCCACUUUAGAACAUCAUUGUUCAUGUAUGCACUUUCAGAUCCCCAAAUAAACUUGAGAUGAUAAUAGUGGAA